AUGGCCAUCAUUGCAGUUACUGGUGGGACAGAACCUAUAAGGGAAAAUAUCGUUGAGGGCUUGGUCCAGCACGGCAGCCAGGUCUUCGUUCCCUCCCGAGGGGUACUAUAACCCUUCCUGGCCACGGAAGCCCAGAAGUUGACUAUCAUAGGAAAAUGUACCCACAUUGGGCGUUAACUACCUUCUUGCUCAGUAUGACGAUAUUGAAACCACUGCUCAGACCUUGCAGCAAGCGAAGAUUGACGCUCUCAUCUUUGCAAUUAGCGUGUGAGACGAGAAGGCAAGCGAGGCACAAAUCAAUCUCAUCCUGACAUCUCAUCUCUCAUCAACGACUCGAAGAUUCACUAUCAGCACUUACGACAAGCUUCAAGUGCAAGAGUAUGACGGUCCACGCAUGCGAAAUUCCGAGUUCCGCCAUGCUAACGGUCACAGGCAUGCGUCUUUGACACCUCGCGUAAGAUACGCACUCAAUGCUCUGGAGGAGCUGGAAAAGACAAAUCUAUCAUAUACACGAAUAGUUAAUGGGCUGUUUUUAGAUUACUACGGCAUGCCGCACUGGAAGACAUCACUCCACCCCUGGCUCAAUGUUCUCAACAUGGAGAAGAAAUGGGCCGUCAUCCCCGGCGAUGGAUCUGCUAGAGCAGCUUUCAUCACAUCCCAAGACCUCGGCACUUUUAUCGGAAGAUUGAUGGACCUAGACCACUGGGACAAGGUUAGCUCAAUCGUGUCCAACACGAUGACAAUGAGUGAGCUUGCUGAACUUGCAGAAAAGAGAAGAGGUAAUGUCAUCGGUCAAGCGGCUUCGUUUUCCCAAAGUAACACGAGACGCAGGUUGCAAGUUUAA
Molecule: messenger RNA, 844 nt
Organism: Clonostachys rhizophaga
Lineage: Eukaryota; Fungi; Ascomycota; Sordariomycetes; Hypocreales; Bionectriaceae
Source: the annotation of a GenBank genome assembly